Messenger RNA from Alternaria rosae, 739 nucleotides. RefSeq lists its product as uncharacterized. The transcript is spliced from 3 exons. NCBI's taxonomy places the organism in Eukaryota, Fungi, Ascomycota, Dothideomycetes, Pleosporales, Pleosporaceae. The record is from RefSeq and is a predicted model, not a curated record. Bases 138 to 617 code for a protein of 159 amino acids.
GACUGAGCUUGUUUGGAAGUUGCAAGUUUUUGAGUUUCGCAGCGAUAGGUUUUCUUGGACGAUACAGAUAUAUUAUUGCGCGAGGCUGCUGUUACCGUUACUACUCAGAACACCUACUUUCAGAACCAUCAUACAAUAUGAACUGGCUAUCUAAUCUCCUCCGCGGUAAACUGAAUAGCAUUGGGGAAAAGAAGAGGAGGAAGAGUAGCAGCCAACGUGUUGAUGACGGGAGCGAUGCUUUCCCGCCGAGCGCGGUAACAACAACUAAAACAACUACGGCGCAUAACCCACCCACUUCAGUCUCACCACCCCCACCCACAUCCUCCAACCCUUCAACCAUCUCAUCGGCGCCACAACGGCCGCCCAUUCCUCGCAUACCUACCGAUAUCAUUACUGCGACGGAAAAGGGUAUGAUAGGCGCCCCCUUCUGCAUACCGAGUGACUCGUCCACGACGUCGAGCCAAGGGCAUGAAUCUGAGGCGAGAGAUGUGGUCGGGGAAGGGACGUUGCUGACGAGGGCGGAGGAGGCGUGUGGUGGGGAGGGGAGGAAGAGUAGUUGGGUGGGUGGAGAGAGGGAGGGUGGGCGGUGUGUUAUGUUUAAGGGGGUUGAUGUUUAGGGGUUUGUUGGAGGGGGUUAUGGAGUUAUAGGGUGAGGUCUGGAUAUGGAGUCUGGAAUUGCGUAUGUUGAAGGGGUUGGUGUACGAUAACGUGGAGGUCUUGAUUGAGAGACGUUUUUCUU